Messenger RNA from Tigriopus californicus, 2408 nucleotides. RefSeq lists its product as uncharacterized. Lineage: Eukaryota; Metazoa; Arthropoda; Copepoda; Harpacticoida; Harpacticidae. The record is from RefSeq and is a predicted model, not a curated record. The transcript is spliced from 8 exons. Bases 320 to 2086 code for a protein of 588 amino acids.
GGGUAGACGGGUACAGUUGCGCAUUGUUCGUUCGCCUGUGGAGACGAACGUCCGCCAAGUGUCAAUAUCCAAACUGAUUCUUGUUUGUGUUCCACAUUCUGCUGCAUGCCGAACUUUCGGACGACCCACUCACCCUCUGGGAAUUGUGUGUGUUUGUUUGAGAGUCCAUUGCGAUUGAGGUGGGGGUGGCAAGGGUGAGCUGGAAUGAUUGUCGGGAUCUUGUGAACUUGUCCGGCUUCAGGAUCAAUAUUCAAGGCCGAUGGACCCCAAGAUGACGUGAGAAUAGAGCAACAAGGUCCAGCCUUCAACCAACCAGCUCAUGAUGUGUUUGAUCGCUCCACAAGGUCGGAGUGCUUUAUCCCAGUUUGUGAAAUGCACCACCCUCUUGGCCACAUUCGUGCUUUUCACUUUGGCUGUGAGUCACGUGGUUUAUCUCUUUGAGGCUUUCGAGGCCAAAGACGGCAUCGAAAGCCUUCUCCAAUCAGGAUCAGAGCUUUACACGCAUGAGAAGUUCCUCUGGUACCUUUUGUACUCCUUUGGAGAGGCGGACCAUUUACAAGAUCUGAGACAGCGGUCCAAUGUGGGGCUCAUCGUUAAACCCCAGCCCGCCCAAAUCCAACCAGCAUCAUCAUCAUCAUCAUCAUUAUUCUCAUCUUCAUCCUCAUCAUCGACGUCCUCGUCGGCAUCGUUGGAGGUAGCCGAGAACGACGAGGAUGGGGGAGGCGCCUCUCUCACUGGUGGCCAUACCAACACCAACGCCUUGAUCCCCGAUUAUCGUAAUCAUUUGCGAGUUUGGAAGCUCACUGGCCUGAUCUGUCUGUAUUGCAUCGCGGUAGGCGUCAAUCUGGGACUCGUCUUGGGAGUGUGUCGAAAAAUCUCGGCUUUCUUCAUUCCCUGGUUAGUCGUGAAUCUGGUAUUUGUGCUCGUGUUCUUCAGUCUCUCGUUGGGCACGGUGAUAGUUCAUCUGGCUUAUCACGAUCGAUCGCCGGCCGUGGAUGAGAAUAGUAUCCUCGUGCCAACGGGCGAUAUUCCGCCACUCGAGUCGAAUCCAGUGCCUUAUUCGGGCCUCUGGUGUGCUUUGAUCCCAUUUUCCGUGUUCCUGCUUCUCGGGGUAUAUUGGAUUUUAGUACUUUAUCUGUAUUUGGUGGCCGUCAAGAGCGAACGUCACUUGAGAAGAGCUCAUCGGGAUCCUUUCAAUUGCAUGACAGGUUCGCAUUCCAACUAUCCAAUGUCGAAUGGAACAUCCAAUGGGUUUGGCCAGGGUGCUUUGAUGACAAAGGAUGCCAUUGACGGCCAAUCUGCCUUGCUUGGUGAGAAGCAGGACGCGUCCACGAGUCCUAUGAAAUCCAGUCCAAAUCGAAGCCGGAGAUUCAUGGGGCUCUUCCGUUGCUGUGGAGCCGAGAACUCGGAAUCGUUUGGAAGAAAUGAAUGCACGUUGUCCUCAAACAAACCUCUCGACGAUGGUGUCUUCUAUCAGGAGUGCGUGCAAUCGAUGAUUAUCCCGGAUGAUUCCUCAGAGGAAGAUGAGGCCAAUCCCAAAGAGGAUCACUCACCGUUCCUUCCUGAAAUGAUCAAGAAAGAAGAGCGACGAAAAAUACAGAAGCGACGCAAGGAGAAAGAGAAGGAAGAGCGAAGAUUGAAUAAAAGCAAAGAAAGACUUCCCCUCAAGUCCACAAAACCGUCAAGCCCUCCAUUAGAGGAGCAAUCCUUCAUUCACAACGCCAUUUAUGAGCCUCUGAAACAAUCGGAAGACGUCAAUCUUUGGACCGAGUUCGAUGGCUCGGGACAUCGACCAUAUCCGAUGGGACGACCUUCAAGUCUGCCACAUUGUCACCCAGAAGUCAGCUCUCAAGGACCUGAAGAAGUCAAAGACAAUAUCGAAUGUUGGAACCUCAACCGAACCGGCGCAGACUUCAGAGAUUUCGGAGGGUGUUCCAAGUCAUGCCCUUUGGAGCAAUCGAUCCCCAUACCAGUCACGGAACAACAUCUCACGCACUCUGCCCCGAAAUGCCUCCAUGGGAGGAGGUUUGUAUACCCAGAAGAAAGUGACCACAACCACCAAAACCACCACCACCACGACAAAUGAGUCUUCCACCACCACGGAGGACUUCACCUCAAGCACACCUGAAAUUAGGCACAAGUUCAGCCGCACACGCUCCGUUCAUUUCCACGAUAACAUCAACAGCGAGAAUCGGACGGAACCAAAUGUGGUCACCCUACCGCUCGAAAACGACUCGUUUCGACAAGGGCAUCAACAACAACAACGACCACGGCGCCCCCUGGCAUCAAGUGGGAAUUUGAGUAGACGAACCGCUUCAUUGGAAAGGCGCCGCGAGCAACUCUUCUGAGAUCAAUGGGCGAUGUCAAUCGAAACAUUCUCAAUAAAUAUUAAUAAGAACAUAGAUAAG